This is a messenger RNA of Saccostrea cuccullata (small rock oyster), 2975 nucleotides long. RefSeq names its product ankyrin repeat domain-containing protein 50-like. Gene Ontology annotation, molecular function: protein binding. The transcript has a single exon. NCBI's taxonomy places the organism in Eukaryota, Metazoa, Mollusca, Bivalvia, Ostreida, Ostreidae. The record is from RefSeq and is a predicted model, not a curated record. Bases 185 to 2968 code for a protein of 927 amino acids.
UGUUCCCACUCUUUUAGAUUUUUACAACACAGAAGAGUGGAAAAAUGAUGACUGCAUUUAUGAGGAACCUGAAGAGGGAUUUUGUACAAGAAUAAUACAAUUGUUACACAAAACUAAUGCUGUUACCCUUGUUGGUCCACCAGGAGUUGGGAAAACAUUCACAGCGCGGCACAUUGCAUUAAAAAUGAAGGAAGUGGAAAAUGAAUGGAAUAUAUGCCAGAUUUCCAAUAUGGAGGAACUGUUGAUUGAGGACAAGUUGCCAAACUCUGUGCAAAGAUUAAUUAUCUUUGAUCAUCCAUUUGGAAAAACUAGUGUAAAUAUUUUGAAUCUUGUGUACUUUCUUCUGCACAAAAACAAUUUUUGCCAAUUGGAAGGGAAAACAAAGGUGAUCAUGACUUGCAGAUCUAAUAUAUUUGAAGAAAUUAUCGCGUUUCCCAUUGAUGUUUUGAAGAAUGUAAUUUACAUGACCAAAACUUACCUUGGAAAAUCACCAGGAUUACUAAAAGAAAUUAAUGAGGCAGUAAACGUUCAGUCUGGUCUAACACAGAAUGAUGAUGACGGUGAGAAUGAAUACUUACCGAGACUUUGUAAUCAUAUUGGGGCCUACUUCAGUGAAAGUCAAAAUCAUGUGUAUGAUUUCUACACUUUGAUUUUGUUAGCACGGCAAGAAAAUUUAAUUUUGAAAAAGUCUUUACUAAAUGCACAAAAAAAUAUAUCUCAAGUCCUUGAAAUCAAUAUUCCAGAAAAAACUUUUAGUGAAGGAAUAAAAUCAGCAAUUAAAAAAUCUAAAUACUUGAGACGCAAAAGAAUUGGAGAUAAUACUGUGUGUUUUUGCGAACAAGAGUGCAUUUUAGAUGCAUUCAUUUGCCAUUUGUUGAAAAAGGAUCCACAAUUAUUUCUUAAAUGUGCUGGCAAUAAGGUAAUCUGUAGUCAUGUCUGUCCAUUUAGUGCCAGUGAUGAUGAAUGUUGGAGACUACCUGACACAGAACAGUUUCAAACGCUCAGCAAACGUUUGCAUGAAUAUUUAACAUCAGAUGACAUGUGUUCCAUGUCAAACGUUAUCAAGGUGCCUUAUUGGAAGAAUGAUGAGUUUAUCAAUGUUUUCAUAGAUGUACUUUCACAGGAUAGAAUGACAGACAUUUUGUAUUGCAGUAAAAGGUACCCAAUAUUUAAUGGCAGACGUAAUUCAGUUGUAAAUGAAAAUUCCAACAAAACGAAUGAGCAGUGUGCUUAUAUUUGGAAUGAAACAGAAUUGCUACGUUUUGAACUUCUGUUUACUGGACAAUCAGACCCAUGUUCCAAUGGUUUUACAGUACUUUCAACGCAUUUUGUAUACUGGACUAUUUCUUAUGGCAGAUAUGAAGCUAUUGACCAAAUACUGAGACUUGCUAUAAAACAAAACAGCAACCAAGCAGACGUUAAUCGUUGCAUUUUGCUUGCUUGCUUCAGAAGUGUUGACAUUUUAAAAAUAGUUCUAGAACAUCUUAAAACAGAAGACCUGACAAAUGUACGCUUCUCAAAAUCAAAGGCAUUGUUCUUCAAUGAGCAAGCUACUAUUUUACCAUUGCAUGUUGCCAUUGCUAAGGAAAAUUUAGACUUGGUCAAUGUUUUAGUAGAAAAAAAAGUCCUUGUAAAUGAAUGUGACCAUAAGAAUAGAUCUGCUCUGCUGGUAGCUAUGGAAAAAAAUUAUACCGAUAUCGCUGAAACGUUACUGAAAAUUGAGGGAUUGGAUGUCAAUACCCAUGACAUUAGAAACAGACACCCUUUACAUUUGGCCACAAUGAAAGGUGACGAAAACUUUGUCAAAAUACUUUUAGAUAAGAAAGCAAAGGUUGAUUGUGUUGAUGAGAACGACGUUACUCCAUUGAAUACGGCCUCUACUUUUGGAUUCAAAGAUAUAACAGAAAUGCUUUUAAAAGGAGGUGCAAAAUUGAAUAAAUUUGAUAACAACGAAAAAUCUCCUUUGAUUAAUGCUUUAGAAAAUGGACAUAUUGAUGUUAUUGGACUGUUGAUGCAAAAAUUAAACCAAAAAUCCAUGGAUUUAAACCACAGUGAUGUUGAUGGAAGAACUCCUCUUUUUGUAGCUGUUGACAAAUGUUACUUUGAAACAACAAAAAGACUUGUGAAACUAGGAGCAGAUGUAAAUGUGUUUGAUAGUCAGGAGAGAACACCCUUGUAUUUGGCAGCAGAACACAACUCACUUGAACUUGUAAAAUAUUUAAUCGAAAAAGGAAGCCAGUCCUUGGUAAACAAAGGAGAUGAAAACCAUAAAACACCUUUACACGUGGCUAUAGAAAAGAAUAACUUGGAAAUGGUUGAUCACCUGGUGAAAUAUGGAGCAGAUGUGAAUUCUUGUGAUGAUGACAACAAGACACCAUUACAUGUGGCUAUUGAGAAUUUCCAAAACAGUGAAAUAUUAGAAUAUUUACUGAGAAGGGGUGCUAGAGUCGACAUACCUGGAAAUCAACGAAUUCAAUCUCCUUUAUUUUUAGCAAUAACAAUGAAAAACACUGAAGCCUUUGAUGUUUUAGCAAGAAGCAAAGCUGAUUUGAACAAGAUGGAUGACAAAAGGAGAAGUUUAUUGUGCUAUGCUGUAGAAAGUAACGAGGAAAGGAUAGUCAGAAUCUUACUUCACAAGAAAGUAGAGGUCAACACAGCUGACGAACCUAACAAAAUGACACCUUUGCAUUAUGCAGCUGAUAAGAAUCUCUACGAUAUUGUGAAACUUCUAGUCAAAGAGCAUGCUAAUAUAAAUGCAACUGAUAGUUGUGGACGAACCCCUCUUCACAUUGCAUCGAGAAAUGGAAAUUUUGAAAUAGUUGAACAUUUGGUUCGAAAUGGAGCAGAUGUUAAUAAAGCGGACUUUGCAGGUGAUGGUCCCUGGGAAUAUGCCUUUGAAAAGCAUAGAAAAGAGAUUAUGAUGUAUCUUGCAAAAAGGGGAGCCCAUCUAAGAACUGAAAAAACUUAACUUAAUA